Acromyrmex echinatior (Panamanian leafcutter ant) is the source of this 1921-nucleotide messenger RNA. Its product is annotated as nonsense-mediated mRNA decay factor SMG9. Gene Ontology annotation, biological process: nuclear-transcribed mRNA catabolic process, nonsense-mediated decay. The record is from RefSeq and is a predicted model, not a curated record. Lineage: Eukaryota; Metazoa; Arthropoda; Insecta; Hymenoptera; Formicidae.
UAAAUUGCUUACAAACCUUUUAUUAAAUCAAAUACGUGUCGUUUUGAUCGAUGACUUUUUACCAUUUUUCGAGUAGAACCAUUAUUCUAUCGAUAUAGAAUUUCUGAUUUCUCGGUAAAAAACCGAAAUGAUUUUCGUAUACCUCUUUUGAAAUCAAGUUUACUCUAUUAAGGAAGUUUUGCAAAGACCGAAACAAAUGAUAAUCGGAUGGUGCAAGAUCAGGAUUAUACGGUAGAUGCAUCAAAAUUUCUCAGCCAAGCUCUCUCAAUUUUUGUCGUCAAAGACGUAUGUGGCCUAGCAUUGUCAUAAUAGAAGACAACACCUUUUCUAUUGAUCAAUUCUGGCUGCUUUUCUUGAAUGAAUUGCUCCAUUCACAUUAGUGAAUGACAAUAGAGAUCAGAAUCAAUCGUUUUGCCUGGCGGCAGUAGUUUAUAAUGGACGACUACUUUCCAAUCUCUCCAAACAUAUAGCAUCACUUUAAUCUGGGCUUUGCGAUUGUUUGUAGUGCCUCAUCUCGUUCCAACCACGAUCCUUUUCGAACAUCAUUAUCAUAUGUUGUCCACUUUUCAUCAUCCGUUAUCAAUCUUUUCAGAAAAGACAAUUUCGUUUUGUUUCAGCAGCGAUUCGAUCUAUGGAAAUUCGAUCUAUUAAAUUUUUUUAGCGUCAAAUCAUGUGGCACCCAAACAUCGAGUUUCUUUGUGUAUCCAGUAUUACGCAAGGACAAUUUAUUACAAGUGUGAAAAAGAUGUUACCAACGAUGUCAAAGGAUUCGGAGAUUAAAGAUGGAGAAAACAAGAAUCUGAUUAAGAUUGUAGAACGGCCAACAUUUAUAUUGAAGACUAGAGAAGGAGAAAAUAGAGCUGUUUCUCCAAGUCAACGUAAUGGUCACAAAAAAGAUGCCGAUAUGUCUUCAGCAGCAUCAAAAAUACAAGAAUCGAUUCGUAUGCUUUCCAUAUGUCCUGAAAUGAGUACAUGCAUCAAAUUCAUGGAUGAAAAUAUGCAACUAUGUGAAAAUUCAAUAGAUUUUUUGUAUGAUCAACAAGACUUUCUAGUCGUUGGAUGUUUAGGUGCACAAGGUGUUGGUAAAUCGACAAUCAUGUCACUACUAACAUCACAUUAUUCAUCUAACAUUUUUCAAGUUCAAGAUUUGUCACAUUAUGAAAGUAGUACAAAUUGUACCACUGGAAUAGAUUUUUUUAUAACUAAAAAUAGAGUAAUAUAUUUGGAUACACAACCAAUUCUUUCUGGAUUUGUGAUUGACUCUGCUGCAUCCUUUGAUCAGAAAAAAGGUGCACCUGAUUUUAUGAAUAGUGAUUCUAAUUUGGAAUUACAAUCACUUCAGUUUGCAGCAUUCCUAUUUUCAGUGUGCCAUGUUAUUAUAUUUGUGCAAGAUUGGUUUGUCGAUCCAAAUUUAGUGAGAUUUUUACAAACUGCAGAAAUGUUAAAACCGUCUUCAACAACAGUCAUAGAUCAAGAUUAUGUAGAAUAUUAUCCACAUGUUAUAUUUUUGCAUAAUAAAACAGAAUUGCAAGAUUUUAUGCCAGCUACUAUUGAUGAAAUGAAGGAUUUUUAUAAUAAAGCAUUUUCUAGUUCUCGAUUACAAACUCAUAGCGGUAUAGAUAUGAAUCAUUGUUCAACAGAAAGUGGUUUAAAUUUAUUUUUGAUACCUUCGAGAAAUAAACAAGAAGAUAUGAUUUUUUGUGAAAAUGAAGAAUUUCUUAUAGAUAAACUGCGAACAAAGAUAUAUGGAGUUCCUAGGAAUUCAAUUACACCUUCUGUGUUAACAGAAAAAAAUUGGUAUCAUUACGUUUCAAAAGUCAUAGAGGUUAUAAAGAAAAGCCAUCUGUCUUCUGAAUAUGGAAGAUUAAUGCCUUAAAUCUACCAUAAAAGUUUAUAUGAAAGAAGGAUAUAAAAAGAGAAA